GACGCCCUCAGCAGAUCUUCCAAUUCCAAAUUGAACCCUUCGUCACCGAUUCUGCCGCAGCCUUUUCCCAGGUUUUAUUCUAAGAUUUUAUGGUGGGUAUCGGUCUGAUAAGAAUUAGGAUUCCGAUUUGGUUGUUCUUUUCUCUGCCUUUGGACGAAUGGAUGCAGGAAGUAUAAUUUUUGGCUCCAACUCCUCGUUCAUAGCUUCUCCCGCCAGUGAGCCCAUGAUGGAGAUGGAGCCGUAGUCGGAGCCGGAGCCUGGGAUUUCAAGCGGUGGGAAGAUGAAAACUUAAAGUUGUCGCGUGGCAAUAGGUUAGAUGCAUAAGAGGAGGAGGCCUAGUCAGUGGCAUCAAUGGUUUUUUUUUUUUAUGUCUAUCCACUAGCCAAAAAGUAGCAGUGAUGGGCUUGGAUGAGCGUCGUUUUGCUUAUUCCACAAACAGAGGAGCUGGCUUCAUUUUUGCUUUUCCAGCUGCUAAUGCGGUGUCACUCGUGGCACUUGGGCCACUCUCAUGGGCCUAUUGGGUCGGGACUAUUUUUGUGUUCAAUGUUUUGCAGGUAGCUUGCACUUCAGGUCGGUGUUGCGGGGCCUAGCUUUUAGCACGAGUAGCAGACUCCGAUCCUAGGUGGAGGCACGAAGAGCUUUAAGGCGCAGUGGUGUAGCGGCGGAAACUUAUAUUAUUUUUUAGGGUUUAGUGUUUUUGUCACUCUAUUCUUAGGAACUAACAGAGCUGCACAUUUAGUGGCAUAAAGAGCUCUUUCAUCGACAGAUCGGUUAGUAUUGACUGCCGUUAUUUUUACCUAUUGUAAACAUAUCUGUCUACUAUUUCAUCUCACUAUAAUAAAAAAAUAAUUUCACAUCCCGUCUCGCCUCCCCUUCCCUUCCCCUUCCCCUUCCAUCCCCUUCGUUUAUCCGCCGCUCGUGAGAGAGCUCUUUGGAAAGUUCAUUCUCUCACCACCUCCUGGCCCAUGCCAUGUUGCUUCUCUCUCCUCGGCAGGUAAAUCGGCCUCGAGAGCAAGUCUGUUCCCACAACAGUGACCAAAAGAAAAACGAGUUCCGGCGUAAUUAAUUAACAACUUUGGAGCGGUCUGCAAACUCUUUCCCGCACAACUAUAGGUGUCAAAACAUAGCCCGACUCGAUUAACCCGCCUGAUCAAUAAGACCCGCAACCCGACCGCACCCCAAAUUGACUAAAAGUCAACAACCCAUAACUCGCCCGACCCGCAACCCGAUUGACCCGCAACCCAACUAACCCGCAACCCGAAUGACCCGCAGCCCAAUUAACCCGAACUCGAUUGACCCGCAACCCGACUGUCCCGCAACUCGAUUAACCCGAACCCGAUUGACCCGAACCCGACUAACCCGUAACCCGACCGACUCACUCAACCCAAAUUUCAUCUAAUCCACUUGAAUAAUUAUAAAAAUAUACAAUACAUAGUUUUCCAAAAUAAAGUUUUUUUUUCUUCGUUGAAUCAGCCUCUUUAUUAUUAAAGAAAAGGAACCAAUACAACGAGGAGAGUCAUGAAGACUCCAUAAAGGAAAAUAAAACUGCUACCUCUUCUAACCCUCUCCACUCGUAUAGCCCACUUACUUACAGUAAAGAAAAUCAAACUAAGAAAAAAAGACUAGAUAUACCCCAACUCUCCCAACUCAGCCUUUGAUUCUGUGUGAUUAGUAACUAUGAAAUUUAAUUCCUCCCUCAGCGGUGCAGCAAGCUUCGCAGGAGGUUUGCAUACCGACCCAUGAACCACAGCACAUCUUUCCUUCCACACAAAAGACACAAUAAAACACCAGAUCAUAGCAUGCCAACGUCCCUUCGAAUCCCUGUUUACUUUAGUCAUCAUACCACUCAGCAUUUCAUCCCAAGUACCAUAGUGAAAUAGAGUGGAACUGAAAGCAGAGGAGACCUGUUGUAAAUACAAGCACUGUAAAAACAAAUGCUCUCUUGAUUCUUCAUCCCCUCCACAUAACAAGCAAGAAGCAUCAGUUAUCUUCCCCCAUCUCAACAACUUGUCACGAGUAGUAAUAGAAUUUCUAAUUAUAAGCCAUGUCAAGAAACUGUACCUCAAUGGACAGGGCUUACACCACACCAACUUAUACCAAGGUACCUCAACCUACCUGAUUCUUAUUGUCUCCCAAACCUGAUUCACUGAGUAUUUCGUCAUCAGCUUUGUCCUCCAGUAAAUUAUUGCAUCUGUGUAACCAGCCUUGUAUCAAAGAUCUUAACUUCAACAAUCUUCUCCACGUCCAGGAACUGUUGUAGGAAAUCUUCAUUGUCCAUAGAUCCCCCUGCCUACAUUUAUAUGCAUGCAUCCAAGCUACCCAUAGAGUUCCAUAAUUCAACAGAAAUAACCAAAGCAAUCUAACAGUGCAAGCCUGAUUCCUACUCACUAAAUCUUUUACCCCCAAUUCCCCCUCUUUUUUAGGAAGAGCAAUGAACUUCCAUGCUACUUUAGCUCUGCCCUCAUCAAUCCCAUGCCAAAGGAAUUGUGAACAUACCUGCUGGAUUCGUUUGAAAACUUUUUUAGGCAGUACAAAUAAUUGCAUCUAGUAAUUGACAAUGCCUAACAACACAGUGUUAAGUAAUUGCAAUCUACCCGCAUAUGUUAACUUCUUUACCCUCCAGGAUUUCAUCUUCUUUGUCAGUUUAUCCACUAAAGUAUCAAUUUCCUUGGAUGAAAGUUUACCAGUUAUCAAUGGUAAUCCCAGAUACCUUACAGGAAGCUGUCCCUCCUGGAAACCAGAAAGAUUCAAUGCAUUCCUCUUGUAAAUCACUGAUUCCCCACCAAAAUACACCUCACACUUUGCUGGAUUGCUAUUCAGACCAGAUAUCUGAUAAAAAUGUUGCAAGACUGCUUUAACUUGCAAAAUAGCCUGUGCAGAACCAACUGUGAAAACCAAAAUAUCAUCUGCAAAACAGACAUGGUUUAGCAACACCCUCCUACACUGUGGAUGAAAGGGAAUUGCCCCUGUUUGUCCAGCCUUCUUUAACAGUGAAGUGAGCCCUUCCAUGGCUAUAGUAAACAGGUAAGGUGAUAAUGGAUCACCUUGCCUGACCCCCUUCCUUGCUCUAAAAAAGCCACAAAGACUACCAUUUACAUUUAUACUGUAAUGGGCUGUUUGAAGACAACUUUUAAUCCAUUUCAUAAACUGAUCCGGAAACCCAUAGAAUCCAUCAUAAGGAAAAGAUAUGACCAAUUAACCGAGUCAAAUGCUUUCAUAAUGUCAACUUUAAUAGCACAUCUUGAAGAUAGAUCUUUCCUAUGAUAUCCACUAACCAGUUCUUGUGCCAACAGAAUAUUAUCCAUUAUAUUCCUUCCUUUUAUGAAUGCAGAUUGAGUACCACUUAUGACUUUUGGUAAUACUUCUCUAAUCCUCUUAGCAAGUAUUUUGGCCACAACCUUAUACAAUAUAUUCACACAAGAUAUUGGCCUAAAGUUCUUUAAAGUGUCAGCAUUUUGUACCUUGGGGAGUAAGGAGACAGCAGUGGAAUUCACACCACUAGGCAUGGCACCUGUUUGAAAGAAAUGCAGCACCCCUCUUGUUACAUCAGCACCUAUGAUAUGCCAAGUUCUCCUGUAAAAGCCAGCAGAAAACCCAUAUGGCCCUGGAGCCUUUUAUGGACUCAUAGCAAAUACAGCUUCCCUCACUUCUUCAGGUGUAAUAGAACGAUUUAAAAACAAGCAAUCUGCCCUAGGGAUGGCAAUUUACCCACCCAUGGGUAUUUUUGCCCAAACCCAAUUAUACCCAUUUAUAUGGGUUGGGUAUGGAUUUAUUCUAUAUGGAUUUGGAUAGUGUUUGGGUAGGUGGAGUUGGGUUUGGAUUUUAUUUUUGGGUAUGGAUUGGGCUUGGGUACCCAUUUCUUUGGACAUGUCUGUAAAUAUUUUAUUUAUUAGGUAUUAAAAUGUAAAGCACAAUUUUUAAUGUAUUAAAAUAUAACUUUCCACACAUGAUGAUGGACCUAUCUGUAUCUUCUUACAAAAUUCAGGUACUAAAAUGUAACUUAUGCUACAGUGACCAGCAUGUUCCAGCUCUUCGUCGGUUGCUUCGACGGUGCCGAACACCGGUGCCUCCUCUUCCGACCGACAGGCGAGGAUGAUGACGCCGAACGUCGGUGCUCUCCGGAAAAAGCUGGUGGGUGGUGGGGAUGUUACCCGGCGGCGAGGCUCCGGCGGGGAUGCUAUCGGGGAAGAGUCAAAAUCGUCCCGUCAUCGUCCUUCGGCCGGUCAAUCGAUCUGGGUUCUAGGAUCUUAGCAUCGAUCUGGGAAUUGGGAUCUACGAUGAUUUCCACCCGAUUAGAAGAAGAGAAUACCUUCUUGUUCUCGGCGAUGACGCCCUAGUGCAGAACUGGGUGAGUGAAAUGGCGGCUUACCUUCAAUCAUUAGAAAAAAAACAAAACUCAACUCCUUCUCAGUGAAAACAGACAUCAAAUGAACGAUCCCCAUUCAAAAUGAAAUGGACCAAAUGACUCCGAAAAAGUCCCCGAUUCUCCCAAAACUAAAGAACCCAGUAUUCUUCGAUCAAAACCACAAAACCCACUGACCAGAACGAAAUUUUAGCACAGAUUCGACCCAAUCGAGAAGAGCAAAGCUUCAACUAACCCAAUUGGCAACGACCCUUCAAUCAAACAGAACGAAACAAAUGGAGAAGAAAGUAAGACCUGGGUACUGCACCUAGAACAGUAAAGGUCGAGAAUUUUUAUGCACAAGUCGGAGUUUGCUUAGUGGCGCGAGCUGGAGCUGGGUUGAAGCCAAGUGUGAUUUUGCUGUCUGCUGUCUUUCCCCCACAUAUGGCUGCCACGAUUGGUGAUGGCAGAGUUUGGAAAGUCCUCAAAGCUUCCAGGCUACAGCUUGGCCAUGAGGGAUGGCUACUUCAAAAAGAUUUACGAUUCAAGUAGUCCUCCAAUACAUAUGUGAGCUUGAGGUUUGAUAGCGAGAGAUAGAAUAAGAGACUGUGCUUUUGGUUUCUUCCGUCUGUGAUUUCUGUAUUCAGAGAGCAAGUGAUCAAGUUGAUCAACAUCGCAGGCUAAGAAGUUUUUGCAGGAACAUAUACACUUCAGAUACAAACCUGCACCAUGGAUAUAUACAUUCAUCCAUAAGAAAUUCAACAUGAAGAU
Messenger RNA from Linum trigynum, 5113 nucleotides. The record is from the annotation of a GenBank genome assembly. NCBI's taxonomy places the organism in Eukaryota, Viridiplantae, Streptophyta, Magnoliopsida, Malpighiales, Linaceae.